AUGAAGACCCUCCGCGCUUCGCUCCUCGUCGCGGUAUUUCCUGCGCUCGGACUCAACGCGCAACUACCAUCCAGAGAGGCACAGGCGCAGUUCUCCGUCGCGCAUACACCCUCUUCCAAUGCUGUCCUCAACGCAGCGCCGCAACAAGCCGUCACACCCGAGGUGUCCUCGUACGCCGAACGCUUGCUGAAGGACCACGGCAUCCCUGGCAUCACGCUGGGCUUCGUGCGCGUCGGGGAGGAUGGCUCGGUGGCGACAGAGCUCGCUGGUUGGGGCAACAUGACGGAGGACGGAAUGCCGGUGACUCCCGAAACGAUGUUCAGCAUCGGCUCAUGCUCGAAGGCGUUCAUGUCUGCCGCGAUGGGGCUCUUGAUCGACGACUUCGCGCACGGGAGGAAUGUUACGCAGCUGCCCGUUGGGGUGAAGAGUCUCACCUGGCAGACGAAAGUGCAGGAUCUGCUCCCCGCGGAAGACUGGGAACUUGCGGACGAGUGGGCGACGGAGAAGCUGAGUUUGAUUGAUGCUAUGAGCCAUGUUUCGGGACUCCCUCGUCAUGAUAUGGCGUAUAGCCGUCAAGAUACACCCAAGAGCGUCAUCAAACGAAUGAAGCAUAUGAGACCUUAUUAUGAGCUGCGCGAGCGAUACUCGUACAACAAUCAGAUGUUUAUGCUGGUGCAACACGUCCACGAGAUAUACGCCGGGAAGCCGCUGCCGGAGUUCGUCGAGGAGAGGAUCUUCUCUCCUCUCAACAUGACGACUGCCACCUAUUCGGGACGCGAAGCUGAAGACAGUGGUCAUCUGAGCCAGGGGUUUGCAGCUGGUCGGCGCAUCCCUUACUGGUUCGGCGAUGACCUUCCAUCCCGCAUGAUUGCUGGAGCGGGCGGUGUCAUUGCUACCCCGCUCGACAUGACGAAAUGGUUGGCGACUCUGCUCAAUGAAGGUGUCAAUCCGACAACCGGCGAAACUGUGAUCCCAGAAGACAUCUUUCGCCAACUCACCACCAUGUACACCAUCGCCUCCGGAAAGCCCAACAAGCCGAGGAACUCUAUCUCAGGAUACGGCACCGCUUGGGCGCGGAUGUCCAUCCAAGGUCACGACGUUGUAUGGCACAGUGGCGGUUUACCGGGCUUCUACAGUGAGGCCUGGUUCUUCCCAGAGGACCACAUCGGAGUCUUCACAAGCGAGAACUCGGAUGGCCCAGCGAGCUAUGCGCUCGCUCUCCGCGUAGCUGAAGCUUACCUGAACCUGGAGCUCACCCCCGCCCCGGACGUUCCCUCUCCCAAUCAAGAAAGUAGCGACUCGUCCCCUACUCCCCCAACCGACUUCGAAGUUGACGUCCUCCAUUCGUACACGGGCACCUACACCAACCCCGGCUACGGCAAGUUCACCCUCUGCACAACAACGGCUUCCGACAUCCAAGGCUGCGCCACCAUCCUCGAUACGUACGCAUCCACUGCGGACGGUCCCCUCGACGCAGCAGUGCUGUACGGCGAGUUCAUGCCUGCGCGGAUCUGGGCAACGCAGUUCCGCAUGCGCCCGACUGCGGCUGCGGAGUUCGUCCUGGAGGCCGAGCAAAUCUUCCCCCGUGGCUAUGGACGUAACGAGACGCCAUUUUCUCUCGCCAUGUCCCCGUCCGGGACCCCCGUGCGUUGCGUUAGGAAAGGUUCCGCUGUCGUGGGCUGCGGGCUCAUGGACAUUGGGCUUGCCGGAGAAGGGGAUAUGACGUGGAAGAGACGCGAGGGCGGUGUGGAGGAUAUAGCGGACGCCUGGUUCGUCAAAUUGUAG
This is a messenger RNA of Epithele typhae, 1785 nucleotides long. RefSeq names its product beta-lactamase/transpeptidase-like protein. The record is from RefSeq and is a predicted model, not a curated record. Bases 1 to 1785 code for a protein of 594 amino acids. Lineage: Eukaryota; Fungi; Basidiomycota; Agaricomycetes; Polyporales; Epitheliaceae. The transcript is spliced from 6 exons.